Sphenostylis stenocarpa is the source of this 978-nucleotide messenger RNA. The record is from the annotation of a GenBank genome assembly. Lineage: Eukaryota; Viridiplantae; Streptophyta; Magnoliopsida; Fabales; Fabaceae.
AUGGAAACCGGAGGUGAUAACAAAAAUGUAGGUGAUCAUAAUUUGGAUCAGACAUCUCAAUCAACGGAACAAGGAGAUGGAAUCACAAGCAAGUGUCAUAUGGAAUCUCAUCCUUCAUCACCAUCAUCCCAAAAAGUGCCUAGUGAUGAAACCAACAACACAGUUAGGCCCCAUUUAUCUCUUCUAACAUCUGCAAAUGAAUCAUCACCAGGAAAUUCAUCACAAAACCAACCAUCUGCAAGUGUGACUGUUCCUACAAAUGUUGAAUCACACGCUCCAGCAAAAUCUAGUGAAGAUGAUGUCCCAAUAAACUUUGUUCCAAACCAUGAACACAGUGGUGUGGCAGGUGGGGCAAACCAAGGAUUGGAAAUACAAAACCCUCCGGUGCAGGUGAUGGAGCGUCCAGGUGAAUCUAGCACCCCUCCUCAUUACAGCUUUCCAUCUCAUGUCUUCUCCAAUAGCAAUAUGAACUCCCCAGUGGAAUGGAGCACUGCCUCCAAUGAAUCAUUGUUUAGCAUCUACAUGGGAAACUCGAGCUUCUCAACUGAAUUAGGUUGUUUUAAAUCGGGUGAGUUUGAUAAGCCUGGUGAUAUAACCCCAGCAAAUAAAUUCCAGGAUAUCAGCAACAGAAGUCAUGAAGAACAGUUACUGAACGAACAUAGUUCCAAAGCAAAUGAAGCAAAAGCUGCUGAGAUAAUGAGAGAGGUCAUAAUGGAAAGUAGUCGAACCACACAGAAUGAUGGUAAAGGAGAUGAAAAGGCUUUCAAUUCUCAUCACGAGUCAACUGAAAGCACCAGUUCCUAUGCGUUUCUAUCGUCGUCGAGAAAUCGAGAUAAAAUUCCGUCCCUGAGUGUUCGAGAGAAGCAAAGUCAACAGAAGGAGUCAGAGGAAAAUGAAACGCAAAAUACUGCUGAUCAGACCCCAAAAUCAACCACAAAUGCAUCAAAAAACUGGCUUAGUUGCUUUGCAUGCUGUUAG